CGUGUGGCUCGUCUACUCCUAUAUAGCAUGGCCGCCUCGCUGCUCCACUCUCCUCCACAAGCAAAACCACAGCCAAAAGACGAUCGAGGUUACACAACCAAGGCGCUGCACACAGUUUGUCCGAGAGGGACAGAGUGAGAUGAUGAAGGUGGAGGUGGUGGAGUCGGCGCUGGUGGCGCCGAGCGAGGAGACGCCGCGGCGGGAGCUGUGGCUCUCCAACCUCGACCUGGCCGUGCCCAAGACGCACACGCCGCUCGUCUACUACUACCCGGCCCCGGCCCCGGCCACGGCGGCGCCGGACGCGGACCCUGCCGGCUUCUUCUCGCCGGAGCGGCUCAGGGCGGCGCUGGCCAGGGCGCUGGUGCUCUUCUACCCGCUGGCCGGCCGGCUCGGACGAGAGGGCGAGGGCGGGCGGCUGCAGAUCGACUGCAGCGGCGAGGGCGCGCUCUUUGUCGUGGCCAGGGCGCCGGACGUCGCCGGGGACGAGCUCUUCGGGAGCGGCUACGAGCCCUCGCCGGAGAUCAGGCGCAUGUUCGUGCCCUUCGCGCCCUCCGGCGACCCGCCCUGCCUCAUGGCCAUGUUCCAGGUGACGUUCCUCAAGUGCGGCGGCGUGGUGCUGGGCACGGGCAUCCACCACGUGACCAUGGACGGCAUGGGCGCGUUCCACUUCAUCCAGACAUGGACGGGGCUCGCGCGGGGCCUGGCCCUCUCCGAGGCGUGCCCGUCGCCGCCGUUCCACGACCGCACGCUCCUCCGCGCGCGGUCACCGCCGCGCCCCGAAUUCGACCACCCGGUGUACUCGCCGGAGUACCUCAACGGCGCCCCGCGGCCCUUCGUCACCCGCGUCUACUCCGUGUCCCCGAAGCUCCUCGCCGACCUCAAGUCCCGGUGCGCGCCCGGCGCGUCCACCUACGGCGCCGUGACGGCGCACCUCUGGCGCUGCAUGUGCGUGGCGCGCGGGCUCGCGGCGGGCUCCGACACGCGCCUCCGCGUGCCGGCCAACAUCCGGCACCGGCUGCGGCCGCCGCUCCCGCGGCAGUUCUUCGGCAACGCCAUCGUGCGCGACCUGGUGACCGUCAAGGUGGGCGACGUGCUGGCGCAGCCGCUGGGGUACGUGGCCGACACGAUCCGGAAGGCGGUGGAGCACGUCGACGACGCCUACACCCGGUCGGUGAUGGACUACCUGGAGGUGGAGUCGGAGAAGGGCAGCCAGGCGGCGCGCGGGCAGCUCAUGCCGGAGUCGGACCUGUGGGUGGUGAGCUGGCUGGGGAUGCCCAUGUACGACGCCGACUUCGGAUGGGGCGCGCCGCGGUUCGUGGCGCCGGCGCAGAUGUUCGGCAGCGGCACGGCGUACGUGACGCAGCGCGGCGCCGACAGGGACGACGGCAUCGCCGUGCUGUUCGCGCUGGAGCCCCAGUACCUGCACUGCUUCCAGGACGUCUUCUACGGGGAGUGACCACAUCGCCUUCCCUCCUUCCUCGUGUGUCCGUCGGUGUGUAUGACUCUGUCGAUUUUAUAGCGUUUGCUCUUCACUACCACUCUUGCUGAUACUUGGCACGAGAUGUUCAGUUUGUUGUAGUAUAGUAUACCAAGAACUGGUUUCAAAAUUUGGCAUUACAGUGCAUCUGCCGUUCGUCGA
Messenger RNA from Hordeum vulgare subsp. vulgare (domesticated barley), 1639 nucleotides. Its product is annotated as putrescine hydroxycinnamoyltransferase 1-like. The transcript is spliced from 2 exons. Lineage: Eukaryota; Viridiplantae; Streptophyta; Magnoliopsida; Poales; Poaceae. The coding region runs from base 140 to 1456 and encodes 438 amino acids. The record is from RefSeq and is a predicted model, not a curated record. Gene Ontology annotation, molecular function: acyltransferase activity, transferring groups other than amino-acyl groups.